AUGGCAUUGCGGGACAUUUCAACUAUCGCCGAGGACUUCUUUGCACUAUUCAACAGUCUUCCCCAUGCGGCAAGCCUCCUUCGGUUUCCGGCGUACACCCUUCCAACGGGAUUCCGACCAUUCUCUUCGCCCCCCACCCUUCGUUCGAGGCGCCCCGGUGACAAUGGAGAAGAGGAGGUCCAAGACGCACGCAGGGCCGCCGGUGACGACGGCAUAGUCUCCAGUCUCAACCCACCAGGAGGCCCCCAAGCGGGUCUUCUUCGAUGCGAUACGUGUCCCGGCCGGAGCGGAAAGUGGUUGUUGGUACGUCAUCCGCGACCUUCUCUUCAUCCUUUUCUCUGCCCCACCCUACUUGCUGUUAUAGCACAUGACGUCGUGCCUCCGCAGACACUCAACGCCCAGUCCUUCGUUGUCCGUGAGCAACGCGUGUGCGUUGUUGACUCCUCCUUUCCGUCUGGCCGUAUCCGCGCCAACACACGAGCCGCUCGUUGCCCCUUUCCACUCCAUCCCUCGCCUCCGGUAGCGGAGAUUCCCAUCCUCCGGACGGUUCCCACCUCGUUUUGCCUUCUCGUCUGCAUGGUCGUCUCUUCUGACGUGACGGUCGCGUUUUUAUGCCUCCACUUUUGCUUUCAUCUCGUCUCGCAGCCUCUUCGUGCUGACUCUUUUGGUCGCUGUUACUCGGCCACUCCGCGGGCUGCAUGA
This is a messenger RNA of Protopolystoma xenopodis, 702 nucleotides long. The record is from the annotation of a GenBank genome assembly. NCBI's taxonomy places the organism in Eukaryota, Metazoa, Platyhelminthes, Monogenea, Polystomatidea, Polystomatidae.